UGCGCCCUGCCGGAAAGCAAGGACGUCGCCGCGGCCUUUCGCGACGUCCAGGAGGAGCGGGGAGCACUCCGUCUUCCUUCCCGCAGCCGGGCGACCGCGGGGGCGAUGUUCGGUGCGGGUGACGAGGACGACACCGACUUCCUCUCGCCCAGCGGCGGUGCCAGAUUGGCCUCUCUGUUUGAACUGGAUCAGGCAGCUGCUGGCCAUGGAAAUGAAUUCUUCCAGUACACAGCCCCAAAGCAGCCAAAGAAAGGCCAGGGAAAGGCCGCCACAGGAAACCAGGGGACACUGAAAACAGCACCUUCUGGCACGGGCGCUUCCGCUGUGUUGGUGGCAAAGGCAGUGCACGCGUAUCGAUACACAAAUGGUCAGUAUGUGAAGCAGGGCAAAUUUGGUGCUGCCGUCCUGGGGAAUCACGUGGCCAGAGAGUAUAAGAUUCUUCUUUAUAUCAGUCAGCAGCAACCAGUGACGGUUGCAAGGAUUCAUCUGAACUUUGAUCUCUUGGUUCGGCCCAAUAACUAUAGCACCUUUUAUGAUGACCAGAGACAAAAUUGGUCCAUCAUGUUUGAGUCAGAAAAAGAUGCUGUGGAAUUCAAUAAACAGGUGUGCAUUGCCAGGUGUAACAGCACGACUUCCUUGGAUGCAGUGCUUUCACAGGACCUCGUUGUCAGCGAGGGCCCUGCAGUAGAAACUGGAGAUUCUUUGGAGGUGGCCUACACAGGCUGGCUCUUUCAGAAUCACACGCUGGGUCAGGUUUUUGACUCUACUGCUACCAAAGAUAAGCUGCUUCGCCUGAAAUUAGGAUCAGGAAAAGUCAUCAAGGGCUGGGAGGAUGGAAUGCUGGGCAUGAGAAAAGGAGAAAAGCGCUUACUUAUUAUCCCUCCGUCCUGUGCUAUUGGCUCUGAUGGGGUAAUUGGAUGGAUUCCAUCAACAGACUCAAUCCUGGUGUUUGAGGUGGAGAUUAGGCGGGUGAAGUUGGCUAGAGAGUCGGGCUCCGACGGGCACAGUGUCGGCUCCCGGGAUUCGGCAGCCCCUUCUCCGGUGCCUGGUUCCGACUGCGCCUCUGCCGCGCCCGUGGCCUCGCCACCCACAUCGUUGCCUUUCCAGCCGGGGGACCCAGCUCUGCGAACCAAAUCUAACUCCAUAGGUGAACAGCUCUCAGCACAAACAAAUCCUGAUACAAUGAAGGCCAAGUUGAUCUCUCGCAUGGCUAAGAUGGGCCAGCCCAUGCUGCCCAUCCUUCCACCACAGCUGGAUUCCACUGAUUCGGAAAUCGAAGCUGUGACUAUGCUGCGGGGAGCCGGGCAGCCCUUGGCGGCGCCGUCCAUCCAGCCCUCCCUCCAGCCGGUCCAUCCCGUCCUACCGCAGAUGACCUCACAAGCACCUCAGCCCUCUGUCGCUGGGCUCCAAGCACCUUCUGCUGCCUUAAUGCCCGUUACGUCUCUCGAUUCCCACCCCGCUGUAUCUGGAAAUGCCCCGUCCUUUCAGCCCUAUGCAGGUGUGCCAGCCUACGCGUACCCACAGGCCUCGCCCGCCUCCUCGCAGCUGCAGCCCGUGCGGCCCCUGUACCCGGCGCCGCUCUCCCAGUCUCCCCACUACCAAGGGUCAGGUGACAUGGCUUCAUUUCUCAUGACUGAAGCCCGGCAACAUAGCACUGAAAUUCGAAUGGCAGUGAGCAAAGUGGCCGAUAAAGUGGAUCAUCUCAUGACUAAGGUUGAAGAGUUGCAGAAACAUAGUGCUGGCAAUUCUCUGCUCAUUCCUAGCAUGUCAGUUACCAUGGAAACAAGCAUGAUUAUGAGCAACAUUCAGCGAAUCAUUCAGGAAAAUGAAAGAUUGAAGCAAGAGAUCCUUGACAAGAGUAGUCGAAUAGAAGAACAGAAUGACAAGAUCAGUGAACUCAUUGAACGAAAUCAGAGGUACGUUGAGCAGAGUAACCUGAUGAUGGAGAAGAGGAAUAGCUCCCUCCAAACAGCCACAGAAAACACACAGGCAAGAAUAUUGCAUGCUGAACAGGAGAAGGCCAAGGUGACAGAAGAGUUAGCUGCAGCCACAGCACAGGUAUCUCACUUGCAGCUGAAGGUGACGGCGCACCAGAAGACAGAGACGGAGCUGCAGGUGCAGCUGAGCGACCGCUUGAAGGAGAUGGACCUGCUGAGGGCCCAGCUGGCCGGGCUGCAGGCCGAGCGCUCAGAGCUCCAAGAAGCCUCUGAACAAGCACAGUCCAAAAUCAAAACUGAAAAGCAGAGCCGGAAGCAGCUGGAACUCAAGGUGACAGCCCUGGAGGAGGAGCUGACCGACCUUCGAGCCGAGAAGGAGUCUCUGGAAAAGAGCCUUUCAGAAAGGAAGAGGAAGUCUGCCCAGGAGCGCUGCCAGGCCGAGGAGGAAAUAGAUGAAAUCCGCAAAGCACACCAGGAGGAGCUGGACAAACUCAGGCAGCUCUUGAAAAAGGCUCGGGUGUCCACAGACCAGGCGGCCGCAGAGCAGCUGUCUCUAGCACAGUCUGAGCUGCAGACCCACUGGGAAGCAAAGUGUGAGCAUCUGUUGGCAUCUGCCAAGGAUGAGCACCUGCAGCAGUACCAGGAAGUAUGUGCACAGCGAGACGCCAGCCAGAAGCAGCUGCUCCAGCUCCAGGCGAAGUGUUCAGCCCUCCAGGCCCAGGUCUCAGUCCUGACCGAGCAGCAUGAACAGCAUCUCCGGGCCCUGGAGAAGAACAAGGCCCAGACGUCAGGAAGUGACGCGCCUGAUCCCUCGGAGACGGUCAAGAAGAUCAUGAACCAGGUAUUCCAGUCCUUGCGGGGCGAAUUCGAGCUGGAGGAGUUGUACCAGGGCAGGACCGUUCUGGGGACCAUCAUGAAUACGAUCAAGAUGGUGACUCUUCGGCUGCUAAACCAACACAAGCAAGAGAAGGGGGAGAGUAGCAAUGAAGAAGAGGAGGAAGAAGAAAAGCAGCCUCGCGGCCCCUCCCAGGAGCAGGCUGGCCCAGCCAGUGCUGGGGGUCCGUCUUCCGAACCCCCACGUGGGGAGAGGCGUGAGUCCCCUGGGCGGGAGGCAGAGCAGGCAGUGACGGACGCCGAGCCACCACCUUCUGCAGCCCUCCCCGUGCCGCAGGACGGUGCUGAGAAGAGAGGGGAGCCCCUCGAAGCAGAGGGGCACUCAGAGAGGAAAGAACUAGCUUCAGUUCUGGCGCCCCCAACCUCCAUCCCCCCCAAGCCUCCGGGCCCUGUUGUCGUGGACUCGGCAUGCGAGGAGACCCUUGCUGCCAGGCCUGAAGACCCACCGGAACCCGCUGGCGAUGGAACACAAGAUGCUCCCGCUGGACUGGCCCUGACGUCAGAGCCCCCGGAGGACCCUCUGGCCACAAGGCCUGCAAGUCCAGGCGUGCUUCAGCCUCGCGAACUGAGGGAAGACGCAGCUGCCAGGGAGCUGGCGAGCACGCAGGCAGGAGCCGCUCCUGCCAGCAACACUCUCGGACCCAGCCGUUCCCCUCCGUGUGCCAGUGUAACUGAGGAUGAAGAGGAUGAGCUAUUUAAAGGGGCGACGCUCAAAGUCCCAGGCCCUGAAGCACAAUCAGAGGAUGAGGAUGAAGACGAGGUGGUAAGGAAUUCCCAGGCGCAGCCUGGGCCUCCCUCCACCGCCUGGGGACCCUUCCCCACUGGCGCCGAGAAGAGAGCCGGAGUGUGCUGGUGGCCAGCGCCCUGGGCGCUGUGUGCAGGGCCCUGUGGCAGCAGGCUCAGGGCCGGACGGGAGCAGCUCUGCGCACGUGGUGGGGACGGGCACCUUCCCUUUUACUCCUGAGACCAGCGGCCGGUUCUGACCCGGCAGCUGUAUCCUACACUAGAGCGCCAAAGCCUUGGUGUUCCACAGCUCAGCAGGGCGACAGCUUGUGUCUUAGAACAGGGAAAGACUUAGAAGAUCUUCAUUCCUGGGCCCGAGAGAUGGUACAGCAGGUAGGGUGCUUGCCUUGCACACAGCCGGGCAGAUUGGAUGCCCGACAUCUCAUACGGACCAGCCCAGCACCGCCAGGAGUAACCCCUGAGCAUUGCUGGGUGUGGCCCCUAAAACAAAAUAAACAGAAAAAGAUGUUCAGGCGUGUACUGAUGAGGUGGUGGUCUCGGCACUCCCACCACAUCUGUUGGAAAGGGGACCGGGGCCCAGGAAGAUCAGAGCGCAUGCCCACGGUUACAUAACCGGCCCAAGGUUGCGUCACGAAAGUGGAGAAUGCAGAGGGCAUGCAGUGGCCCAUGUUUGGAAGCCCUGUGCUGUCAGAGUUCCGAGACCUCUUUCUUGAUGGCCAGAGAGCGCUCGGGGUCUGACCAUGGCGGAGUGGGUCUCUGACCACACGGUGUUCCCUUCCCUCUGGGCCGCUUCAGCUCCCAGAGCCAAGAGCACCGCAGAGCACAUGCAGUGCCGCAGCAUCCUGUCUUGGGGCCCGCACCCCUCUCCCCUCCUCUGGCUGGAGCGGGCAGGGUAGUGGACGCUCCCGCCUUAGGUCCCGGACAUCUUUAGGGAUUCUCCGAUCGGGUGAAGUGACCGGGCCUUUGCAUACAACUUAGCAUGAGAGGCCAAGCCCAGGGCCACCUUAGAUCUGGGCACAUUUCUGCCAGCCACAGUCUUCUUCCUGGCCUCUCGUCGUCCUGCAGCCUCUCUGCCCCCGCUGCUCUGCUGCUCUUUCCCGCUGCCAUCUCUCCCCUUCUGCCCAUUUUCCCACAUACGUGUAAGCCACCUCCCGAGAGAAAACCUGUCUCAUCAGUACACGUGCUGUACAAAUAAAUGACAUCAGGCAAACCGCGUGGCUCUUCUCGUCUCUGCUGAAAGACUGCCUCUCGUCUUUGCACGCUGGCCUCGGCUCGCCCUGAAAGCCCUCAGUAUGCCGGCCGUAGGGGCCACCAUCUCCAAGGGCCGUCCCUCUGGGGCAGGGACAGGUGAGGACUGACCACUCUUUCC
This is a messenger RNA of Sorex araneus (European shrew), 4944 nucleotides long. RefSeq names its product FKBP prolyl isomerase family member 15 (gene FKBP15). Gene Ontology annotation, cellular component: growth cone. NCBI's taxonomy places the organism in Eukaryota, Metazoa, Chordata, Mammalia, Eulipotyphla, Soricidae. Bases 106 to 3795 code for a protein of 1229 amino acids. Gene Ontology annotation, molecular function: peptidyl-prolyl cis-trans isomerase activity. The transcript is spliced from 27 exons. The record is from RefSeq and is a predicted model, not a curated record.